UUCCAUUUCACGUCAUUUCUCUUUCUCUCUCUUCUUCUCUCUCUAUAAAUAUCAUCAAUCCCACAAACCAAAACCUUCAUUAACUCCAUCGCCAACCCCAUCAUUCUCUUCUUCUUCUUCUUCUUCUUCUUCAUUUUUGUAUUCUUUACAAAUAUAUAAAUGGGCGAUAAGAAUGUGAACCUCCCACCUGGGUUCCGAUUCUACCCAACCGAUGAAGAGCUCGUCGUCCAUUUCCUCCAUCGUAAGGCCGCUCUCUUACCUUGCCAUCCCGAUGUCAUCCCUGAUCUCGAUCUCUAUCCUUAUGAUCCCUGGGAUUUAGACGGUAAAGCUAUGGCGGAGGGGAACAAAUGGUACUUCUUUAGCCGGAAAACACAAAACCGGGUUACCGGAAAUGGGUAUUGGAAGCCAUUGGGAUUGGAUGAACCCAUAUUCAGCAGUGGUGCUAGCAAGAAAGUUGCAGUUGGUAUGAAGAAAUAUUAUGUGUUCUACGUUGGAGAAGCUCCGGCCGGCGGGGCCAAAACGAACUGGAUAAUGCAGGAGUACCGGCUCUCAGACUCUGGUUCUAGUAGUAGUAGUAGUAGUAGAUCAUCUAAAAGAAGAGGAAAUCCAAAAAUAGAUUAUAGUAAAUGGGUAGUAUGUCGAGUGUACGAACGCAACUGUGAAGACGACGACGACAACGAUGGGACGGAGCUUUCAUGCUUGGAUGAAGUUUUCUUAGCUUUGGAUGAUCUUGACGAAAUUAGUCUACCAAAUUAGAUCUGAUAAAAAAUAGUUUAGUUAGUCAGAACUUAUAUUUCAUUAGAAAGUUAAAGUUCGACUUGUCAGUUAUAAAUCUUCUCUCUCAAUUUGAGAAUUGUAUUGCAAUUUCAUGUAUCCCAAAAGAAAAAUGCAAAAGAUCCAACAACAUAGGAUCUAAACUAGGCUUUUGUAGUGCCAUCUUUUCAUAUGUAGCAUUGCAGAGCACUAGUAUUGUCUCAAGCAAAAUGUUGUAAUAUAUUCUAUGACACUUCAAAAAUGGGCAUGUUAUGUUU
Molecule: messenger RNA, 1031 nt
Organism: Camellia sinensis
Lineage: Eukaryota; Viridiplantae; Streptophyta; Magnoliopsida; Ericales; Theaceae
Product: NAC domain-containing protein 104
Biological process (GO): system development; regulation of DNA-templated transcription
Molecular function (GO): DNA binding
Source: RefSeq, a predicted model, not a curated record